UUCUUUCAAUGAGAGCCGGAGUGAAAAAACGCAGCAAUGACAUUCGAUUGGCAAACGCGGCAGCCGUGCGCAGCUACAAGGAGCACAGAAUAACUAUUGUGGGGAUUGGUGAUUGAAAACGCAACUGUUUGCGAGCAACCAGGCAAGGAGACAGAUGUAAUUUUCAUAUGGUACAGAUGGUUCAGUGCCACGGGGCGCUGUAUGGAUUGUUUGUGCUACCAGUCGUUCAACAUCAGCCACAGCCACCAGCGAUUCCAAAUUACUUAGGAAUUUUGGACGGCUGUCUGAGAAGGAUAUCGGCGCAGAACUACGCCGGAGUGCCAUGUGUUUAGAAGCGGCAUAGAAGAGCUUUGUGGUCUGUUUUCCACCGUGGACAGGUGCUGUUGUGUGUGUUAGGGGGUAGUUGGGAUACAGACACACAACCCGCGAGACAGUUGUCUUAAGGAUGUCACGCCGGCGUAUGGGAACAGUUCUGGACAGAGACAGGUGCGACUGAAAGGAGUAGUUUACUGACGGCUUUAAUAUCACAGUUGAAGAGAGCCGCGAACACACUACCUUUCAUCAACCAGUCUGGAUUUUAGUCCAGGAGAAGCGGGACUGUAAGGAGUCGUGAAUUCAAAGACCCCGCACCCGGCGCACCAUUUACGCGACAGUUACUGAGGUCCUGUGUCCGGCGGCUAUGACGACCCUUAGUCCACCCCUGCUGCUGCUGCUGCUGUGUUGGCUCCUGCAUCUGGCCAGCACCACAUUCCCCGAGGAGCCUGGACCCUUGAACUCCAUCCCUUCCGAAGUGGUACGACGGCAUCCUGUUUUUUUGGGUCGAGCUCAUCGUUCUUCGCUGAGGCUGGAGCCGCUGCAUAUUCAGAGGAUCCUGAAGGUCAACAGGACGCUCUACAUCGGAGCCAGGGAUGACUUGUUCCGCGUGGAGCUGGAUAACGUGAUGGGGGACGAGAUGUUCUACAGCAAGAAGAGAACCUGGGAGUCCAAUAAAAAUGACAUCCGAGUGUGCAGGAUGAAGGGCAAGCAUGAGGACGAGUGCCGGAAUUUCAUCCGAGUUCUGCUGAGCCGUCAGGACGGGCUGUUUGUGUGCGGGACCAACGCCUUCAACCCUCUGUGUGCCAACUACACCGGCGAUACCCUGGAGAUGCUGGGCGACCCCGUCAGCGGGAUGGCCCGGUGCCCGUACGACCCGAAACAUGCCAACGUGGCCAUCUUCGCAGAGGGGAAUCUGUUCACUGCCACCGUCACCGACUUCCUGGCCAUUGACGCGGUGAUUUACCGCAGCCUGGGGGACAGCCUGGCUCUGCGCACCGUCAAACACGACUCCAAGUGGUUCCGAGAGCCAUAUUUCAUCAGUGCAGUGGAAUGGGGCCCUCACAUCUAUUUUUUCUUCCGAGAAAUCGCCAUGGAGUUCAACUACCUGGAGAAAGUGAUGGUGUCCCGCGUGGCCCGUGUGUGUAAGCGGGACCUGGGCGGUUCCCAGCGCGUCCUGGAGAAGCAGUGGACGUCGUUCCUGAAGGCGCGGCUCAACUGCUCGGUGCCGGGAGACUCGCACUUCUACUUCAACAUGCUGCACUCCACCAGCCCCGUCAUCAGCAUGCACGGCCGAGACAUCAUCCUCGGGGUCUUCUCCACACCAUCAAACAGUAUUCCGGGUUCAGCUGUGUGUGCUUUCGAUAUGGAGCAGCUGGCCGGUGUGUUCGACGGCCGGUUCAAGGAGCAGAAGUCCCCGGAAUCCAUCUGGACCCCCUUUCCCGACGAGCUCCUCCCCAAACCCAGGCCCGGAGGUUGCGCUGGCCUCGGCUCCAAGUACAACUCGUCCAACUCCUUCCCGGACGAGAUGCUGACCUUCGUCAAGACCCACCCCCUGAUGGACGAGGCCGUGCCCUCGCUGGGUCAGAGGCCCUGGAUAGUGAGGACCAUGGUCAGGUACCAGCUGAACAAGAUGGUGGUGGACACCGAGGCCGGGCCGUACCGGAAUCGCACCGUUCUCUUCUUGGGUUCCAGCCGCGGAACCAUCCUCAAGUUCCUCAUCUUACCGAACUCUGACAACACGGUGACCACUGGAAACAUCCUCCUGGAGGAACUGGAGGGCUUCAGCGCCGACAAGUGUGGAGAGGACUCUCCCCAGGCACGGCAGCUGCUCUCACUGAUCCUGGACCGUCCGAGCCACACCCUGCUGCUGGCCUUCCCCUCCUGUGUGGUGAGGGUGCCUGUGGCCCGAUGCCAGCUCUACUCACGCUGCAUGAAGAACUGCAUCGCCUCGCGAGACCCCUACUGCGGCUGGACCCGAGGCAGCACCUGCUCCUUCCUGCGGCCCGGAACGAGGAUACCGUUUGAGCAAGACGUGGAACAGGGGAACACUUCCCACCUGGGGGACUGUGACGGUCUUCUCCAGGAGAGCUUCAUCGAGGAGCCUGACGGUCUGGUGUCCCUGAACCUGCUGGUGGUGUCCGCAGUUUCGGCCUUCUCCACCGGGGCGGUGCUGUCGGGCCUGAUGGUGUGCUGGAUCAUGAGCCACAAGCACCGGCAGUGCCAGCGCCGGGCCGGCUCCGGUCGCCCGCGGGGCAAAGGGGACAAGGAGCAGAGCGUGCUGGGCCAGGGCCGCAGCGGGUCCGUGAUGAGCGUGACGCGGGGCAGCGGCGGAGACCGUCCGCGCUCGCAGCUGGAGAACCCCUUUGCCGUGCACAACGGGCUGCCCACGCCCGAGCAGACGCCGCAGCAGCAGAAGCGGCCGUCGCCCAACGUGCACCUGUCCGAGCUGGACUGGGAGCAGGGCCAGCCGGUGCUGACCGCCGUGGGCACCCCCUGCCCCCCCGGCAGCACGGCCGUCAUCUUCCAGAGACACAAGUACCCGCAGGGCAGUGGCAUCGGGCGACACGGCGGAGACGACCUGGGCCCCGACCUGGUGGCGCAGCGGGCCGGCGAGCGCGAGUGCUUCCUCAUCCUCAGCCACAGGGACGCCCCGCAGGGGCGGCAGCCGGCCGGCGUCGUGGCGCGCAACUCGGCGGGCGACUACUACCCGUCCACGCCCCAGGAGUCGCCCGACCGCCGGCGGGUGGUGUCGGCGCCCAACACGCAGGCCGAGUACGCCGGCGAGCCGCGCUGGACCCACGACGGCCUCAACUUCAGCAACAGCAACAACGCUGCCCCCGCAGGCCACCGGCUGCACUACGGCCUCCAGCAGCAGACGCAACAGCAGCAGCAGACGUCGACGCAGUCGCAGCGCCCCACCUCAGCCAUCGUGAGGGGGUCCCACCAUCACCACCAUCACCCCCCACGAGAGCUGUCCGACUACAGCCACCUGCUGGGGGGCAAGGGCGUGGGGGAGCGCACCCCCAACGGCCAGUGAGGACACUAUAACGCAGAGCCAACUCUCUGACACUGCCGAGAAAGAGUCCAUCUUCCUCCCCCCCAACACACAAACACACACACACACACACACCCUUUCAGCCCUCCCAUGUCUCGCUCUGAAUCUCAACUACACCCCCCCUCCCCAAAUCCAGCCUCCCAGACCCCCACUCUCCCAAAUCUAAUCCAGACUCUCAGUGUCCUGUCUCACCCCCUCCUCCUGCCCUAGAGAAUGGCAGUGUGUGUGUGUGUUCACUCUCGCUCUCCCCCCCGAGGCUACACGCACACACUUACACACACACACACACAUACACCCUGUGACUCCACGCUUUGACUGCAGGACUCGGAGAGCCAGUCAGAUCUUCACAGAGAUAAAGCGAAAGAGAGGAGGAGGAGAGAAUGAGAGAGAGAGAGAAAGGAAGGAUGAGAGAGAGAGAGAGAGAUCAUGAGCAAGUGACAGGAAGGAAGUUGGGCUGCCUAAAGGUGGCUCAACCAUUCUUUGGCACUGGGAAAAGACAUGAAACAGCCUCGCACCACAGAGCUGCCAUCAGACGUUUUCUUUUAAGGAUCCGCAAAGGAUCAUGGGAAGGAAGAGGCUCUGUAGGCUCAGUGGAUCACACACGCACACACACACACACACACACACACACACACACACACACACACACACACAGUUCUCGGACAUACUGUACGCAUUCUGUGUGCUGCUUUGAUGGCUGUUUAUCAGUCAGCUCCAGUUGCGGGAGAAAAGGUCUCUCUGUGUGCGCUGCCAUUCUGUGAUGCCUCUCCUCUCAUCUCUCCCCUAUCAGUGUUUCUGUUUGGGCCUGGAGACGGACGGUGGCCAACCACACGCACACACCCUGGGUUUACCAAACCAGCCAGUCUCAUCGCUCACUCUGUGUGUGUGUGUGUGUGUGGUAGCUGUCAAGGUUUGCCCCAGAGGCAUAUGUUUCCCAGCCCAAGUCUGGAGUGAGCUGGGACAAUACACUCAGCACCCUGUCUUAAUGUGAACACAAAAAACACAUACAUACACACACACACAUACACACACACACACACACACACACACACACACACACACACACACACACACACACAUACACGCGCACACACACAGAGACAGUUGUACAAACACUGGAGAUUGUGUAAGCGAAAAAAGCUGCGUUUGAUGUCAGCUGACUAACUUCAUGUGAGGGGGCAAGCGAGACCAGAGGGGAGGCGAAAGGAAAACAGACUCGGAGAAACUGCCAUGUGACUUUAAGCCCUGUGUGCUGUGCA
Sardina pilchardus (European sardine) is the source of this 4629-nucleotide messenger RNA. RefSeq names its product sema domain, transmembrane domain (TM), and cytoplasmic domain, (semaphorin) 6Bb (gene sema6bb). The coding region runs from base 680 to 3352 and encodes 890 amino acids. Gene Ontology annotation, cellular component: plasma membrane. NCBI's taxonomy places the organism in Eukaryota, Metazoa, Chordata, Actinopteri, Clupeiformes, Clupeidae. Gene Ontology annotation, biological process: semaphorin-plexin signaling pathway; negative regulation of axon extension involved in axon guidance; axon guidance. The record is from RefSeq and is a predicted model, not a curated record. Gene Ontology annotation, molecular function: semaphorin receptor binding; chemorepellent activity. The transcript is spliced from 17 exons.